AUGAGAAAGUUAUGGAUAACAGGUGUAGCGGUCCUGCUAUUGUUUUUGCUCUCCGCUUGUGGUGGGGCCGAGCAAUCACCUGCUGAGGAGGCAGCCGAGACCGAGGCUCCCGCCGCCGCCCCAACCGCCGCUGCCAUCCCAACGGACACACCAGUGCCCGCAACGGAGGCUGUCCAGGCUACGGAAGAACCCACCAUGGUGGCAGCACAGGAGGAGCAGCCUGAGGUGGAAUCCGAGACAACCGUAUCGGCGAAACUGCAAGCCUAUGCCGAUGAGAACGCCAACGGGCCAGGGGCGAUAUUCGUGGGCGACUUUGGGCAGCUGGCUGGUCCGGCGCCCGAACCCCGCUUGGGCGACUUUGACGGUAACGUCCCCCUGGAGGCGAUCGAAAAGCACGCAUACAUAUUCGAGUCCCAGUAUUACCAGAGCGUCCUGGAGCGGGCCAACCUGGAGAACCCGACUCCACUGGUGACCGAGGGCGAGGAGUUCGAGAUUCAGUACGCCUGCAUCAACCGGGCCCUGUUGUGGUGCGCACUCAAGGAAGACUACAUGUUCCCGAGGGUGCUGGAGCGAACCAACGGUCAGCUCAAGCUGGUCACGACGUCCUUCCCCGAGCUGGGCCUGGCCGGGCCUGACGUUCACAGCCUGGUUGCGGACGGUACCCUGGCGAUGGCAGACAUCGCCCAGUACAUUGCCGGUGCCUUCCCUGCCAUUGAGAUCGGCAGCCUGUUCGGGAUCUACCCGACCCUCGAACACAACUACAUUGCCAUGGCCCACGUGACCCCGGAACUGAGCGCCCUAGCUGUGGAGGCCACAGAGGGAGGCCAGUACAUUUCCCUGAACUGGCAUUCGGGCAACAACGUGUUCUUCUUCAGCAAGGACCCCCUGGAUACCGUGGAGGCCUGGCAGAAGAAGAAGAUCCGUACCCCCACCGCUGCCAUGUCCAGUUGGCUGGGAGGAAUGGAGGCUGACGCCCAGUUCAUGGCCUUCACCGAGGUGUAUACGGCCCUGGAACGAGGCAUCCUAGACGCUGCCAUGACGGGUGGGGACGCCGGUUUUGGCCAGCGAUGGUACGAGGUGACCGACUACAUCAACGGUCCUGUCAUCAGCUGGGACAAUUCGGCAAUGGUGAUGAACAAGAACGAGUGGGCCAAGCUGCCCGAGGACCUGCAAAAGAUCCUGCUCGAGGAGGCCGCGUUAAACGAACUGGAAGAGUUGCGGACCGCUGCCGUCCAGCAUGAGCAGGGGCUGAUCAAGAACACCACCGCGGGCCUGACGUACAGACCAUUUUCGCCCGAACUGCAGGACUUUGCUUACCAGAAUGCGGUCCUGGGCGCCCUCAUGCCGGAAUGGGUGAAGCGUGUCGGUGGCGCUGACCAACCAGUAAUCGACGUGUUCAACGAAAAGAUCGGUCCGAUUGUGGGGAUGAAGGUGAACCCGGACGGGACUGCGGUCGAGGCGCCCAUCACACAGCCUCUUGAUAACUUCAAGGCUCCCCAGUACGCCAAGUAG
This is a messenger RNA of Geodia barretti, 1512 nucleotides long. The record is from the annotation of a GenBank genome assembly. NCBI's taxonomy places the organism in Eukaryota, Metazoa, Porifera, Demospongiae, Tetractinellida, Geodiidae.